GCAUGCGCUCUGUGUCCGGCCCGGUGUGCGUGAAUGAUGGCGGCGUAUGUGCAGAUACUGAAGAACGAGUUUCCACAGAUCGACUCCGAACUCUUCGAUUAUAUCACUGCCGUGUUAGACAGCGGCGUCUCAGAUUUCGAGGAUGGAGACGAAGUGUUUGAUGCCAUCGGCGACGUUCUGCAGGAGGUCGGUGACAAGAAUGAAGACGACAUCCGAGAAAUCUGCUUCCAGAUGUUCAACACACUCCAGCUGACUAAAUGUGACUCUGGUCAGCAGCAGAUGCUGCUGGAGGCUCCAGUGCAGUUAUCACAAGUGUCUGCUGACGCAGCAUCAACUGCUAACGAUGUUCAUGGUAUCUGGAUGCUGAAGAGGAAUCCGAGUACAACUGUGGAUGCCAAGAAACUAGAGAAAGCUGAAGCCAAACUGAAAGCCAAGCAUGAGCGCAGAAAUGAGAAAGACUCACAGAAAUCCUCAUCGUCUCCACUGGUUUUGGAGGAGGCCUCAGCCAGUCAGGCGAGCAGUAAGAAAGAAAACCGCGUCGACUCAUCUGGGAAGAAUCGAAGUUACGACAUCCGCAUUGAGAAUUUUGACGUGUCUUUUGGGGAGAGAUGUCUGCUGCUGGGUGCAGAGCUGUGUCUGGCCAGCGGCAGGCGCUACGGUCUCAUCGGGCGUAACGGGCUCGGUAAGACCACUCUGUUGAAGAUGUUGGCGAGUCGCAGCUUGCGCGUCCCUUUGCACAUCUCCAUUCUGCACGUGGAGCAGGAGGUGGCUGGAGACGACACCGUGGCUCUACAGAGCGUUCUAGAGAGCGACACGGUUCGAGAGGAGCUGCUGAAGGAGGAGCGUACACUCAACGCACACAUCGCCAAUGGAACUGCAGAUGGAUUAGAAAGUGUUCGUCUUUCGGAAAUUUAUGCUAAACUGGAAGAAAUCGAAGCGGAUAAAGCGCCAGCCAGAGCAUCUGUCAUUCUUGCUGGUUUAGGCUUUUCAGCCAAAAUGCAACAGCAGGCAACCAAGGAGUUUUCUGGAGGCUGGAGGAUGAGGUUAGCUUUAGCAAGAGCCCUGUUUGCACGGCCUGAUCUGCUGUUACUUGAUGAGCCCACAAACAUGUUGGACAUAAGAGCCAUUCUGUGGCUGGAAAACUAUUUACAAACGUGGCAGUCCACCAUCCUCGUGGUGUCUCACGAUCGUAACUUCUUGAAUGCCGUUGUAACGGACAUCAUACACCUGCACUCGCAGCGGCUGGAGAGUUACCGCGGCGAUUACGAGAACUUCAUCAAGACGAAAGAAGACCGACUGAAGAACCAGCAAAGAGAAUAUGAAGCUCAGUUACAGUACAGAGAACAUAUACAGGUGUUCAUUGACCGGUUCAGAUAUAACGCCAACAGAGCAGCUCAAGUGCAGAGCAAACUCAAGCUGCUGGAGAAACUGCCUGAACUCAAGCCCAUGGUCAAGGAGUCUGAAGCCGUCUUACGUUUUCCGGAUAACUUUGAGAAGCUGUCUCCUCCGAUCCUGCAACUGGAUGAGGUGGAGUUCGGCUACAAUCCUGACCAGCGGCUCUUCAACGGCCUCAGCGUCUCGGCUGACCUGGAGUCUCGCAUUUGCAUCAUGCUAACAAAUCUGAGUUUCAUUUAUAGCCCCAACUUCUACAUUCUGGACGAGCCGACGAAUCAUCUGGACAUGGAGACGAUUGAAGCCUUGGCAAAUGCCCUCAACAAGUUCAGAGGCGGCGUGGUUCUGGUGUCCCACGACGAGCGCCUGAUCCGGAUGGUUUGUAAGGAGCUCUGGGUCUGCGAGGCCGGGCGAGUUCAGCGCGUGGACGGAGGCUUUGACGAGUACAAGGAUAUCUUGCAGGAACAGUUUCGUCGGGAGGGAUACUUGUGAUGCAGACGUCUGUUUACCCGAUCUGAUGAGAGCGGCUGUAGUCCCGGCGGCCAGCACGCUCAAAACCCAUUCAACUUCAAUCUCCCUAAAUCAUGCGGCUCAGACGCGUCCUGCGGGUUCAAGGCCGGACUUUUGUGUAGAUGACAUAUUAAAGAUGAUGUAAGAAAGGCGAAGCAGACAUAUGCACUAACAGAUGUUGUACUCCACACCGCUUUUAAAAGAUCACCCAACAUACGGUAAUAAAAAGAAAAACUGUCCCCAACGUUUUUAA
Sinocyclocheilus rhinocerous is the source of this 2155-nucleotide messenger RNA. RefSeq names its product ATP-binding cassette, sub-family F (GCN20), member 3 (gene abcf3). The transcript has 18 exons. Gene Ontology annotation, molecular function: ATP binding; ATP hydrolysis activity. The coding region runs from base 34 to 1884 and encodes 616 amino acids. The record is from RefSeq and is a predicted model, not a curated record. Lineage: Eukaryota; Metazoa; Chordata; Actinopteri; Cypriniformes; Cyprinidae.